Messenger RNA from Hansenula ciferrii, 4476 nucleotides. It is a transcript of the gene SCC2, whose product is annotated as cohesin-loading factor complex subunit SCC2. The transcript has 2 exons. The record is from RefSeq and is a predicted model, not a curated record. Gene Ontology annotation, cellular component: Scc2-Scc4 cohesin loading complex. Lineage: Eukaryota; Fungi; Ascomycota; Saccharomycetes; Phaffomycetales; Wickerhamomycetaceae. Gene Ontology annotation, biological process: establishment of protein localization to chromatin; replication-born double-strand break repair via sister chromatid exchange; regulation of gene expression. Bases 1 to 4476 code for a protein of 1491 amino acids. Gene Ontology annotation, molecular function: chromatin binding.
AUGGAUCCAUUCCCAACAAAUCUCAAAGAAGGUCUGGUGGCACCGUUAUUAGCUCCAAUCAAUGGUGAAUUAGACCAGAAGGAUUCGGUAUUGGAUCCAGUAGACCAGGAAUUAUAUGAUGGAUUCAAACCAGUGCUGGAAGAUACUACGGGUGAAUAUGAUGAGAUUAGAUCUAAGCUGCUAAGGAAACUGAAUUUAAACCAAAGUGUAUCAGAAUCCAGCACGUUUUUCAAAGGUUUCGAUAAAGAUGGUGAUGAUGAUUCUACAAUGGAUUCCAAAUCUCUAUUUGAAGGUUUGAGUGGGUUUAGUAAAGACAUUGUGAAUUCAGUUGAGUUGAUAUCUGAUGAUCGAAUCAUACAUGGUGAAGUUGAUGAACAAAAAAUCAUAAAGAAAGAAAAACCUUCCAAACCAUUGAACAAUAAACGUCAUUCCUCUGUGAUAAUCAAUGAUGUUGAUUUAAAGAAAAGAAAAUCAGAUGUUGGGAUUCAGCAUUUACAACUGGAAAAUAUAUCAAUUCAAAAAUUGAAAUCAUUAAUUUUGGAUAAAAUUGGGUUAGUUGAUGAUUCAAUAGAUUAUAAUAAUUCUCAAAUUUGGUUAGAAGUACCCAAUUAUGGAUUCGUCUUAUCGGAUAAUACUAUAGUGGAAAUAGAAGAACAUUUAUCCAAAAUUUCAGGUACAAAAUUAACUGAUGAAAUUCCAUUCGAAAUAUUAGAUCGUAUUAAGAAAUUAUCAAUAAACAACUUAUCAAGCAUUGAAAACAUUGAAUGGACUAACAUAGAUUUAGAAUCUGAAUUUUGGUCAUUAAAAUUUGCUCUGAAUAGUUUAAAAGCUGUUUCAUUAAUUUUAAUUAUAUUCAAUUUCCAAAGACGUGAAAAAAAAUUAUAUCUUGAUGAAGACUUGAUGUCAGCAUUAAACUUUGUUUACAAGAUUAUGGAAGAUUUAAUUUUACCUGUGACAAUAACCAAUUCCAAUUUAUCAUCAGAAACUUCUAAAUUAAUCAUUGGUAUCAUAAAUUUAUUGAAAAAAAAUUAUGAAUUAUUUGGUAUUUAUAUUUCACAAAGUCAAGCAAAUGAUAAUAUUAUAACAAAAUUAGAAUAUUUAUCCAUAAUACCAUUUUUUCAUAUUGUGGAAAGGAAAUCACUUGUGUCAAAUUUCCAAAUUUUGAGGAUUUCUUCAAUGGAUUUAUUAAUAAAGAUUUUUAAGUUUAAAUCAGACCAGAGAAAAUAUCUUAUAAAUGAAAUUUUAUCAAAUUUUGAUAAAUUACCAACUAAUAAAAAUUUGGCUAGAUCAAUUAAAUUAUCAAGAGGUGCUAAUAUUCAACCAUUUACAGCUUUAAUAUUAAAUUUCUUAAAUUCAAUAAAUAUUAAAGAUAUUGAAUUGAAUAAAAUUUUCAAAGAAAAUGAAGUUUCAAAUUCAAAUUUAGAAGCCUUACAUGAAACUAUAACGGAAUUAGAUCAAGAAAGAUCAACUUAUUUCUCAAUGAUAUCUUCCAAUUUGAUUAAUAAAUUAAUUACACAAUUAUCCCCAAAUUUUAAAAUAACUUUUGAAAUGUUCAUAACAGAUUUAUUAAAUCUUGUUAAAUUUCCAGAAUGGUCUAUAGUGGAACCAAUUUUAGCUUCAAUUACAAAUACUCUUAUAUCAAAUUCUGAAAAUCAAACUUCAAUAGUGGAAACCUAUAUAUUGGAAGUUAUUGGGAUUAUUGGUUCAACUAUGCUUGAGUUAAAAGGUAUAGACGAAUUACCAGAUUCAAGUAUUAUCCAAUUAGAAUUUGAUUAUAGUCAAAGUUAUAGUUAUUCUUAUACAUUAUCAAACCAAACAUUUUUCCAAUAUGCAUCUGAUUCUAUCGUUUUCGAUUGGAUUUUAAAAUUGUUUAUUGAAUAUGACCAGAGGCAAAAUGAUGAUAAUCUUGAUAAAAAAAAUAAAGCCAUUUUCCAAGAGAGUUUUAAUGGUAUAUUGACUGGUUAUUAUAGAGAUCGUUCAAAUAAUUAUAUAAGAAAAUCAAAUGGGUCAGAAAAUCAAGAAUUAGCAACUUCAAGUUAUAAAAAAGUGUUAUUAAAUGGGAAAUUUAUGAAAUUAUAUCAGAAUUUCUUAGGUCAUCUAUUGAAAGCCAUUGAUCACCCUAAAAUAAAAUCAAGAACAAGAGCAAUGAAAAAUUUGGCCCAAUUGAUUGAUAAAGAUUCACGUUUAUUAAAUAUUCCAAUGGUUAAAAGUUCACUUUCAAAUAGAAUUCAAGAUCCUUCACCAUUAGUUAGGUUAGCAGUUUUAGAAAUUUUUGAUCAAUAUAUUUUGAAAAAACCUGAAUUAAUUGGUGAAUUUUAUCAAACUUUAAUUUUAACAAAUGAUAAAUCAAUUAGUGUUCGUACAAAAUCUUUAAAAAUUGCUAAAAGAAUUUUCCAAGAAUCUAAUGAUAUUAAGAUUAAAUUAUUUACAAUUGAAAAAAUUCUAAAAAGGUUAGAAGAUGAUGAAGAAAAUAUUUUGGAUUUUACAAAGCAAAUCUUGAUGGAUUCAAUAUUCAUUUCUACUUAUUCACAAACAAUUGAUGAAAAUAAUGAAAAAAAUCCUCAAGGGAUUAAAGCCCAAAUUGAAAAUUUAGUUAAUACUUUAUUAUUAUUAAUUAAUUCAAAUGAAAAAAAUUGGGAAUUAUUUGAAAGUUAUUUAAAUUCUGAUAUCAUUAGAAUAACUGAUGAAAACAAAAAAAUCCAUAAAAAUUUGAUAUCAACAUUAAAUAUUAUUGUGGAAUAUCUUUUAAAUUUUAUAAUUGAUUAUAUGGAUACUGAAAAGCAAAAAAGUGUUGAACAAGGUCUUGCAUUAUUAUCAAUUUUUGCUAAAUGUGAUUAUGAUUUAAUCAAUCAAGAUCAAUUAAUGUCAUUACAACCUUAUUUGACCACGGAUUCCAAUAUUUCAAAUACAACUUCAAGUUAUUAUACACUUGUUAUUUUCAGAUAUAGUAUUAACCCAAAGAUUACAUAUAAAGAUCAGUUUUUAACAGAUUCUCAAACUUCAUUAUUAAGAAGAUUAACUAAGUUCACUGCAAGAGAAUUAGAAGAAGCUAUGCCUUUAGUUUGGUCUUUAUCUGUUGCUAAGAAAGAUACUUUAAAAAUUGCAAAUGCUGCUUUAUCAUGUCUUUCACUUAUAAAACCUCAUAUUGAUAUUGCAAUGAAAGAUGGAUUAAUAAAUUCAGAUCCUAAAGUUCUUAGAUUGAUUUAUUUGAUUGGAAGUUUUGGUAAAUAUUGUGAGUUAGAAUCAAAUAGAUCAAUAUUUAUUGAAAAGAUGACUAAAUUAGGAUUAAAAGAUAAAGAAAGUAUUUUAAGUUUAAUUACUAAAUUUCUUUUGGUAUUUACAAGAAAAUCAGUUAAUAGACAAACCAGAAGAGUUGCAAUAAGAAAUUUAAUUGGAGUUUGUUCAACUCAUCCUAAAUUAUUUAUGAGUCCACCAAUUUUGAAAAUUUUAGAUUUGGAAUUUUCUAAUGGUGAUGUUGAUUUUAAACAAGUUAUGAUACAAGGUAUCUCAGACUUUUUAGAAAGAGAAGAAAAACAAUCAUUUAAGAGAUCUGGUAAUGAUGGUAAAAUUUCAAGUAAAUUAAGUAUUGAUGUUGAUGUUUUCCAUGGUAAUUCCAAAAUGUUUGAAAAUGAUGGUAUUUGUACGUCAUUAGUUCAACGUUAUAUGGAACCAAUAUUAGAUAUGUGUCUUUAUGAUGAUGGUGAACAUUCAUUUCUCGCUGUUAAAUAUUUAAGAUUAAUUGUUAAAUUAGAAUUUGCAAAUCCAAGAAUUUGUAUACCAACAGUUAUUGCACUUGAAGCUUCCAAGUUAUCAUAUGUUAGAUCAAUUGCAUUAGAAAUUCAUAGAGUAUUACAUUCCAAACAUGAAUCAUUGAUUGAUUCAAGUUAUAUUCAUGGUAUUAAACUUGCAGUACAAUAUAGAUCUAAACUAACAUCAAAUUUACUUGAAGAAAAUCCAUUUUUUUUCGAAAAAUUUUAUAAAAUUAUUCAAGACUCUAGAUCAUCUAAAAAGAAAUUAUUUAAUCAAUUAAUUAAAUCAUUUAAUUUUGAUUUAGAAAAUAUUAAGAAUUCAGAUUUGAUUUUCCUAAAAAAUUAUGUUUUAUUUUUAUCAAAUUCUAUACCUCAUGCUCAAUUGAUAAAUCUUGAUGAAGUUUUCCAAUUAGUUGAUGGGGUUGAUAACGUGAUUAGUAACAAUGGUGUUAAUCUUAAAUCAAUUGUCAGUGAGCACUUAUCAAAACCAGAGAUUGAAGAUGAGCUGUUAGAGAGAUUAUCAUUAAUGAGUUUGAUAAUCUUGUCAUUAAUUGAGUUAAAGUCUUGUCUAAUCAAGACGUAUAAGAUUCCAGAAUUUGGACAAAGAAAUGAACUGAAGCAACAAAAGGCCAAACAUAAUGAAACCUCAAUUGAAUUAUUUGAUGUUAGUAAAGAGUCAGGUUCUUUUAUUCAAGUUCUUAAUAGAUUGAAUGAUAUAACUUUUUAA